Eutrema salsugineum is the source of this 805-nucleotide messenger RNA. Its product is annotated as transcription factor WER. The record is from RefSeq and is a predicted model, not a curated record. The transcript is spliced from 3 exons. The coding region runs from base 56 to 664 and encodes 202 amino acids. NCBI's taxonomy places the organism in Eukaryota, Viridiplantae, Streptophyta, Magnoliopsida, Brassicales, Brassicaceae.
UUAUUUCUCUCUUUCUACGGUCUCUCUCGUCUUAUCUUCCAAAGCAACAAAAAGAAUGAGAAAGAAAGUAACUAGUAGUGGAGACGAAGUAAACAAUGAGUACAAGAAAGGUUUGUGGACAGUAGAAGAAGACAAGAUCCUCAUGGAUUAUGUCAAAGCUCAUGGCAAAGGCCACUGGAAUCGUAUAGCCAAAAAGACUGGUUUAAAGAGAUGUGGAAAGAGCUGUAGAUUGAGGUGGAUGAAUUAUCUCAGUCCAAACGUGAAAAGAGGCAAUUUCACUGAGCAAGAAGAAGAUCUUAUCAUUAGGCUCCACAAGUUACUUGGUAAUAGGUGGUCUUUGAUUGCUAAAAGAGUACCGGGUCGGACGGAUAAUCAAGUGAAGAAUUAUUGGAACACGCAUCUUAGUAAGAAACUCGGAAUUAAAGAUCCACUAACCAAGCCGAGCAAUGGUGAUAUUGUUUAUCAGAUCAAUCUCACAAAUCCUACUGAGAAAUCAGAUGAAACAAAAAUCUCGAAUAUUAACGACAAUAAUAUUCUCAGAGAUGAAAUUCAAGAAGAUCGUCAAGGAAGUAACUAUUUGAGCUCGCUUUGGGUUCAUGAGGAUGAGUUUGAGCUUAGCACACUCACCAACAUGAUGGAUUUUAUAGAUGGGCAUUGUUUUUGAUGUUUCUUUCUUCUUCUUUUGUGUAUUUUAGAUUUGGUUUUCUUUUCGUCUUGUUAUCUUCAAAGCUGAUCAAACACUAAUACAUCAACAGUCUUAGACUAAAAGUUGUUGAUGUGGUAGUGUAUGAUUGGCUUAGUCUUU